Quercus robur (English oak) is the source of this 1442-nucleotide messenger RNA. RefSeq lists its product as uncharacterized. Gene Ontology annotation, cellular component: cytoplasmic exosome (RNase complex); nuclear exosome (RNase complex). Gene Ontology annotation, biological process: TRAMP-dependent tRNA surveillance pathway; U4 snRNA 3'-end processing; nuclear polyadenylation-dependent mRNA catabolic process. The record is from RefSeq and is a predicted model, not a curated record. The transcript has 9 exons. NCBI's taxonomy places the organism in Eukaryota, Viridiplantae, Streptophyta, Magnoliopsida, Fagales, Fagaceae. The coding region runs from base 1 to 1065 and encodes 354 amino acids.
AUGAAAUUUCAUUUUACUGCACCUAUCAAAACCUAUAUGCAUUACACGCCUCUCUCUCUCUCUCUCACUCACUUCGGACUUCGGUGCCUCUCACUCUCACUCACUCUCGUCUUCUCUGUGCCUCUGCUUCGGACUUCGGGUUCUGCGUUCUUGUUCUUUGCCUUCAAAUUUUCAGUCAGUUCAGUCCACUACUCCACGGGAAUGGUUGGACUAUCUCUGGGAGAAAAACACUUCAUACAGGGUGGCAUUGCUCAAGACAUUCGUUCUGAUGGUCGAAAAAGAUUAACUUACCGUCCUAUUAAUGUUGAAACUGGAGUUAUACCCCAAGCAAAUGGUUCAGCAAGAAUCAGGAUGGGGGCCACAGAUGUUAUUUCUACUGUGAAGGCUGAACUUGGAAAGCCAAUUUCACUACAACCAGACAAAGGAAAGGUUUCCAUAUACGUUGACUGCAGUCCAACUGCAGCCCCAAUGUUUGAGGGUAGAGGGGGUGAGGAGUUGUCCACAGAACUCUCAGUUGCUCUUCAACGUUCUCUCUUGGGUGGUAAAAGUGGAGCUGGGGCUGGAAUUGAUCUCUCAUCUCUAGUAGUUGUGGAGGGAAAAAUUUGCUGGGAUCUUUAUAUUGAUUGUCUUGUGGUUUGUUCAGACGGGAAUCUGCUUGAUGCCCUAGGUGCUGCCAUUAAGGCUGCUUUGAGCAAUACAGGCAUCCCGAGGGUUCAAGUUGCAGCUGGUGCAUCAGGUGAUGAGCAACCAGAGGUUGACAUUAGCGAUGAAGAAUUUCUGCAGUUUGACACAUCAGAUAUCCCUGUCAUAGUUACAUUAACAAAGGUGGGAAGGCACUAUAUUGUAGAUGCCACUACAGAAGAGGAGUCCCAAAUGAGCUCUGCCAUUUCUAUUUCUGUCAACAGGAAAGGACACAUUUGUGGGCUGACUAAAAGAGGUGGUGCAGGCCUGGAUCCAAGCAUCGUUCUGGACAUGAUAUCUGUGGCAAAACAUGUAAGUGAGCAGCUAAUGAACAAAUUGGAUUCUGAGAUAGCUGCUGCUGAAGCCGGUGAAGAUGAAUCAUGACAUGGUUAGAACCUGCGAUGCCAUUAUAAUUGGUGCAUUCAAUUGGGAUUGGCUCAAUGAAGUAGUUUGGAUAACUUACUAGGAGAUGAAGAAAGAAUGGCGUGUUGUACACUUGGCAUGUUAACCACAAUUGUCAGAGCUAUACUAUGCAAUUUUUUUUUUUUUUUUUUUAAGAGUUAGGUCUGGUUACUGGUUUAUGAAAGCUUGCCCGUCUCUUAGGUUUUUGGCUGCAAGCAGCCAGACACGCAUUCAUCAUGGUUCUAAAGAUCAAUUUCCUGCUAGUUAAGUAGCAUUGCUGCAUUAUUGUUGUCUGUUGCAUACCUAGAUAUUGUUUUCACUUGUUUUAACAGUUGCCUUGUGUAAGCCCUAUUUUCUAC